This is a messenger RNA of Tinamus guttatus (white-throated tinamou), 1848 nucleotides long. Lineage: Eukaryota; Metazoa; Chordata; Aves; Tinamiformes; Tinamidae. The record is from RefSeq and is a predicted model, not a curated record.
UUUCAGAGCCCAGGAUCAAUGCCAGCGAGGACGUCACCAUCCAUCAGUAUGGGCCCGCCGUGACACUGCAGUGUAACCUCAGCACGAGUCCCAGCCCCCUUUCUGCCAGUUACUGGGUGAGGAACGGAGAGGAGAUCCCCGGCACCAGGAAAUCUACCAACACUACAGAGUACAAGAUUCUGAAGCCCAGAGCAGAGGAGUCAGGGGAAUACUUGUGCGUGUUUGUGUUCUCAAACUCUCCCGUAGCCAACGCCACUAUAGAAGUGCGAGCUAUUCCUGAUAUCACUGGCCAUAAACGAAGCGAAAAUAAAAACGAGGGGCAGGAGGCAGUCAUGUACUGCAAGUCCGUGGGCUUCCCGCAUCCCGAGUGGGUUUGGCGCAAGAAGGUCAAUGGAGUUUUCGAGGACAUCAACAACUCCUCUGGCAGGUUCUUCAUCACAAACAAGGACAACUAUACUGAGCUCAGCAUCACAAACCUGCAGAUAAACGAGGAUCCUGGCGAGUACCAGUGCAACGCGACCAACAUGAUCGGCUCUGUGUCUGUCACGACCAUCCUCCGUGUCCGCAGCCACUUGGCUCCCCUCUGGCCCUUUUUGGGGAUCUUGGCAGAAAUCGUUAUCCUCGUUGUCAUCAUAGUUGUUUAUGAGAAAAGGAAGCGGCCGGAUGAAGUCCCAGACGAUGAUGAACCAGCUGGGCCAAUGAAAACAAAUUCUACAAACAAUCAUAAAGAUAAAAACUUACGCCAGAGAAACACAAAUUAAAAAUGCUUAUAAUAGCUUUAAGUUUCUGAGAGACUGAUGGCAAUAUGACCUGCUAAAUUUAAUGGUUGGGACUCUUGGUUCUAGAACUCCUGUUCUGUCCUUUUUUUUUUUUUUUUUUCCUUUUUUUCUUUUUUUUCUCAUUUCCUUUUCAAGUGAGCAACAAUAUGACUGUCUAAAGCAUGCCUUAUUUAGCCUCUCCUGUAAGGACGACCUAGCCAGAUAAAUUUUAAUAAUGCUUCAGUGUAGAAGGUGUAAACUAUUUUGGGCUUGAUGUGCUGUGAAUGUUGCUUUUUUUCCUUAAUAUAUUUAAACAGUAGAAGUAGUCAGAUCAUGCAUGCGCCAUUUUUUACUUAAGGUAGCUGUUAAAUUGGCCAAGCUCUAAAACGCACUGCUGCCAUCUAGUGAGACUUUUUUGUAAAGUACAGCAAAACUUAAAAAUAUAUACAGUAUAUAUUUAUAUUUUGGGGGAGGAGGGGAAAACCAAAAUAUAGUAAAUGUGUUUCAUUUUUAAGCUGCUGAUAUUCAUUCCUUACGGUAUGUCUGAAAGAUGAGAGAAUUAUACUGUUCUGGUACUUAGAGAAGUAAUAUAAAUUGAAAUUAUCUUAAGGGCUUAACCUAUACAGAGAGACUUGGGUGUCCAAUAAUCAGAAUUCAGAAGCUGGAAUGGUUCAACAAAGUGGUGGUGAAAUGCAGUUAAAACCUAAAACAAAACUUCAGUUUAUAAAUAUAUAUAUAUGAUUGCUUUUUAAGUGAUUUUUUUUGUUGUUAAAUCAUGUAAAUUCUCAAAUCCUUUUGCACUGAUGUGUUCAACAUAUUCUUGUACAUUCAAUUCAGGCAAACUUUUAUAAUUUUCUUUUUUGUUUAAAUGAUGAUGAAAUGUUACGGCAUGGUGAUAUUCUAUGCAACUAGUUACACUCUUUAGUUUGACACUGUAAUUUCUCAUGAUUUAAAGAUUGUAGAAAUAGACCUAACAGGGUUCUCAUGAUGUGCGUAACUGUAGAUGCAUGAACUUGUGUUCUGUGUAUGUGUUGAAGUGCAAUGAUGUAUAAAAAGUGGAUUCACCUGUUUUUAAAAAUAAAACACUGAC